Molecule: messenger RNA, 648 nt
Organism: Scaptodrosophila lebanonensis
Lineage: Eukaryota; Metazoa; Arthropoda; Insecta; Diptera; Drosophilidae
Exons: 3
Coding region: 48-602 (184 amino acids)
Source: RefSeq, a predicted model, not a curated record
UUUUACAUCAGUGUACUCGUAUCAUUGCUUAUUAAAACAUUUCCUAAAUGCGUCUCUCUUUGGUUUCUCUCGGCAUAGCUGUCCUGCUGCUAUGUGUCCUUUCUGCAGCAGAACGCAAUUGGGAGUACGAACCUAAGUCCAUAACUUCGACCUCAGCAGAUGAAGAGAAAGUGAAGUUACAUUUUCAAAUUGAUCGAGUAAAUCGAGGCGAAUAUGCCUUAACGGGGAACAUUGAGUGGAAAUAUGAUACCAGUGAUGAUACAAUGAUUGAGGUAUUUAUCUAUCGUAGUCCGACAGGUAGCAACUACGACUAUAGACUAACGCCCUGGUCUGUACCCAAACAAAAGUACCACGAUUAUAUAAACACAUUGUACAAGGAAUUCGUAAAGAAUUUCUCAAACUGUUCAAAUCUGCCGGUAUAUAAGGACAAUUUCAAACCACCAUGGCCCAAGAAUAAAUAUGAAUUUAAACGUUGCGAAGUUGCGGGCGCGGGAUUGCCGGAAGUUUUGCCCGAGGGUUUCUAUAAAUUAGUUGCCGCAAUGUCCGGUGAGGUGGACUGGGGCCUCACAAUAAUACUUAAAAUUACAACAAAAAUGACUUGACUGUUCAGUUAAAUAAAGUGUGCACUAACGCGGGUGAAAGGAUUAA